This is a messenger RNA of Oncorhynchus kisutch (coho salmon), 3049 nucleotides long. RefSeq names its product short coiled-coil protein B. Gene Ontology annotation, cellular component: trans-Golgi network. The coding region runs from base 305 to 670 and encodes 121 amino acids. The record is from RefSeq and is a predicted model, not a curated record. The transcript is spliced from 4 exons. Lineage: Eukaryota; Metazoa; Chordata; Actinopteri; Salmoniformes; Salmonidae.
AGAGAGAGACGGGGGUGAAGGAGAGGCAACGGUGUGACACAGACGAAUAAAGCAGGUUGAGAAAACAAAUGUCUAAAAAGAGGGACUGUGAGAAAAGAGUCAAACGAUAAGGAGAGAAAGAAAGCAGGAGUGAGGAGGGAAAAACAGCCCGACGGGGAGAAUGGAACGGUUAGGCUAGAGACUAGAGACCAGAGACCAGAGUCCAGAGACCAGAGACCAGAGUCCAGAGACCAGAGACCAGAGACCAGAGACCAGAGAGAAAAAGAAACUACGAGGGUGAAUCAGGGAAAACUCCAGUCCGGUCAUGGAAGCAGAGCUGGAAGAAGAGGACGGGAGUUUCACCAACAUCUCCCUCGCCGAUGACAGACCUACAAGGGACAGAGGAACUGCAGUCCUGCUCACCAGACAGGACAACGAGGACUUCACCAUGAACUGUCACAUGGAUGGAGACAUGGAGAACCAGGUUGAGAUGGAGGAGAAGACGAGGCUCAUCAACCAGGUGCUGGAGCUACAACACACACUGGAAGACCUGUCAGCACGUGUGGAUGCGGUCAAAGAGGAGAACCUGAAGUUGAAGUCGGAGAACCAGGUUCUAGGCCAGUACAUUGAGAACCUCAUGUCGGCCUCCAGCGUGUUCCAAACCACCGACAACAAGAGCAAACGGAAGUAACCCACGGCGACCAAGGGGAGUUGAGACCACCUACAAUAGCCUGGUAGCAGGUCUGUUUGUGCCGACACAAACAGGCAUGAUGGCACAGACAGACGGGCACUCAGGCUACCUGCAACAUCUCCUCUCCCAAAUGACAGCAGAGGAGGUAGAAGAUGUUUGUGACCACAGUUCUAGGGACAGAUAUGGGCGUGUUCCAAAUGGCAGAUUAUUUCCUAAGUAGUGCACUAUGUAGUGUACAGAAUGCCAUAAGCUCUGGUUAAAAGUAGUGCACUAUGUAGUGUACAGAAUGCCAUAAGCUCUGGUUAAAAGUAGUGUACUAUGUAGGGAAUAGGAUGCCAUAAGCUCUGGUUAAAAGUUGUGUACUAUGUAGGGAAUAGGAUGCCAUGAGCUCUGAUUAAAAGUAGUGUACUAUGUAGGGAAUAGGAUGCCAUAAGCUCUGAUUAAAAGUUGUGUACUAUGUAGGGAAUAGGAUGCCAUGAGCUCUGAUUAAAAGUAGUGUACUAUGUAGGGAAUAGGAUGCCAUGAGCUCUGAUUAAAAGUAGUGUACUAUGUAGGGAAUAGGAUGCCAUAAGCUCUGGUGAGAAGUAGUGUACUAUGUAGAGUAGUCUGAUCCUAGAUCUGUGGUUAGGGGGCAACUUCUAAUUCCAGACCCCAAAAUCCUCCCUCCACUCCAACUACACCCCUAAGAGUCCAGUUUACAUUCUUGUUUGACCUCUUUUUACCCUCCUCCUAACAUAAACCCCCCCCAACAUAAUUUAACUGUUUUUAUAAUUCAUCUAAUAAUACUGUUUUGCGUUGUCAUGUCAACGGCAUCUCUAAUGAGUUAUGACAUCAGACCUUUUUAUUUUGGUGACUGGUUGGACGUGGAAGGAAACUGGACUUGUUGGAUAUGAAUAUGGCCAAACUCCCUGGCCCCCAAAAUGAAUCAAACAUAUUGAAUGACAUGCCAAUGUAAUACAAUAAUAUAACGCAUCCCAUCGACUGUUCUCUCUCAUCUGAUUGGUCAAAAGGUUACUAAGUGUCUGUUUUUUUUAAAUGGUUGAUCAACACAAACAUUAUGAAAUAUGAUUCUGUAUGAGGUUAAAAAAAAUUAAGCGGUACUACUAAGAUACUCCGAUGUGUGUUGUCGUCCCUGGUAUGCUACUCAUUCCACCAGGAAUGGGAUUCCUAAUUCAUAUCGUCACCAUGGAGUGCUGUGUGGAGUCAGUAAGGGAAGGAAAAAGCACAGUGAACCUGUAUUCUGCUGUACAUAACAAACGAUGCCCUCUUGAAUGCAACCCUGGACUAGGGUCAAGUUACACUACAGGGUGAGGCGGCCUCCUUUACCUAUGAUGGGUGGAGCGAGGAUAGAGUGAGGGGAGUGAGGGGAGGGAGCGGAGGGAGGAUAGAGUGAGGGAGGACAGAAGAGAGCUCUGCUUUUUACACUUAAGAACCUUGAGUGGUAUUGAUUAGAACACUCAGGCUGUAGAACACUCCGGAAGGUUCCGUCAGAGCUGCUGAUAAGGAACGUUGUUAUUCCUGGUUAUAGUAAUGGACUGUGGAAGCAUGACUGUGCUGUCCUAGGCUGGUUAUAGUAAUGGACUGUGGAAGCAUGACUGUGCUGUCCUAGGCUGGUUAUAGUAAUGGCCUGUGGAAGCAUGACUGUGCUGUCCUAGGCUGGUUAUAGUAAUGGACUGUGGAAGCAUGACUGUGCUGUCCUAGGCUGGUUAUAGUAGAGAGAAAUAAGGUACAGGUACUAGCAAGAGAUUCUAUGAGAGCCUUUAUCAGGGAUGUGAUCAGGACAACAUGAACAGUUGGGAUUUUGGCUAGGAGAUAGCUAGGUCCGUUUCAAUUCUAUUUGAAUAGAGGACAAAGUGGUCAGAAAGGCCUAAUUAAAAUCAGGAAGAAUCACAACACUCAAUUGUACGGAGAUCGGCGUUUUGAGCAAGAGGUUCUACCAGAGAAUCAUUCUGUGGUUCUAUUGGUUCCAGGUGCUAAAGGAAAAGAUUGGGGAAUAUUGAGAUGAUUCCACUGCACUUCAAUGCAUCACGUUAUUUAUUUUUUAUUUCAAUUUAAAAUGGUAUUUUUUUUAUUUUGUAUUAUGUUAAAAAUGGUAUUAUAUUGUAUGUUCCACUGACUCUUGUUAGUCCAAAAAUGGCACCAUAUUCCCUAUAUAGUGCACUACUUUGGGCCUAUAGGUCCCUGGUCAAAAGUUGUCCACUCUCUAGGGAACAGAGUGCCAGUUUGGGACAUUAAACUUAGUUUUUCCUUCAGGCAUGUUGAUAACACACACAUCCUAUGGAACUAACUGCCUGCUGUGUAGAAGUUUAGAGAUUCUAUGACUAUGUUGCCUUUUAACACUUUUGUUUUAAUAAAAAAAAAAAUACUUCUGAUGCUUUU